UCUAACGGAGCUUCUCGUUGGUCGUUGUCCCCCGCUUCCUCUGCCACACCGAGGCGGAGGCACCGACCCCGCCAUCAGCCGUUGCCAAGCGACGAGAAGCAGCAGCCAUGUCGAGGUUCUGGAGACCGGGGUCGGAGAAGCCGAGCGCCUCGCUCGUCGACGACGAGGAGGGUGGUGUACUGCUCCUCCCGACCAACACCAACUCUUCUUCCUCCUCAGGGUUUGGGUACGCGUCCUUGGAGAGGCAAAGGCAGCGGCUGCCGGUGUACAAGUACCGCAAGGCUAUCCUCUACCUUGUCGAGCGGCAUGCCACGACCAUCGUCGUCGGCGAGACCGGCAGCGGCAAGUCCACACAAAUCCCCCAAUAUCUUAAGGAGGCCGGCUGGGCUGAGGGUGGUCGACUUAUAGGUUGCACCCAGCCAAGGCGAUUGGCUGUGCAGACGGUUGCAUCAAGAGUAGCUGAAGAAGUUGGUGUAAAACUUGGAGAAGAAGUAGGUUAUACAAUCCGAUUUGAGGAUCAAACAAACCCGGGUAUGACCAUGAUCAAAUUUCUCACAGAUGGGGUACUGAUUAGAGAAAUGAUGGAAGAUCCUCUUUUGACCAAAUAUAGUGUAAUUAUGAUAGAUGAAGCUCAUGAAAGAUCCAUUUCAACCGACAUCUUGCUGGGACUCCUAAAAAAGAUUCAACGCCGUCGACCAGAGUUGCGUCUUAUCAUCUCCUCGGCAACAAUUGAAGCAAGAUCCAUGUCAACCUUUUUCAGCAUUAGGCGGAAGAAUUCCUUGCCUGAGUCUGCUGAUGAUUUACCCAACCCAGAACCUGCUAUCCUUUCUGUUGAAGGUAGAGGGUACACAGUGGAAACUCAUUACGUGGAAGAACCUGUCUCAGACUACUUGCUGGCUGCUGUCAGUACUGUCCUUAUUAUUCAUGAAAAGGAACCACCAGGGGAUAUUUUGGUGUUUUUAACAGGCCAGGAUGACAUAGACGCUGCUCUUAAGUUGCUAAAUGAUGAAAUUCAACACCUUCGAAAACACUAUUUUGAUUUGGUGAUUCUGCCUUUAUAUUCUGGCCUUCCACGUGGAGACCAAGAUCUAAUUUUUGCUCCUACUCCAAAAGGGAAAAGGAAAGUUGUGAUAUCAACCAACAUCGCUGAGACGUCAUUGACUCUGGAGGGCGUGGUGUAUGUUGUUGAUAGUGGAUUUUCCAAGCAGAAGUGUUAUAACCCGAUUUCUGACAUCGAGAGUUUAGUUGUUGCACCAAUAUCCAAAGCAUCUGCAAGGCAAAGAGCAGGCAGAGCUGGAAGGGUACGACCCGGGAAGUGCUUUAGGCUUUAUACAGAGGAAUAUUACCUAAAUGAAAUGCAGGCAGAUGGAAUUCCAGAAAUGCAAAGGUCUAACCUCGUUUCCUGCAUAAUACAGUUAAAAGCACUAGGAAUAGACAACAUUUUGGGAUUUGAUUGGCCAGCUUCUCCAUCACCCGAGGCAAUGAUUCGGGCUCUCGAAAUUCUGUUUUCACUUGGAAUCCUUGAUGAAGAUGCCAAACUAACAGUUCCCAUUGGUUUUCAAGUUGCUGAGAUGCCUCUGGACCCCAUGAUUUCAAAAAUGAUCUUGUCAGCCAAUGAUUUUGGAUGCUCUGAUGAGAUAUUGACUAUAGCAGCAUUUCUAUCUGUUCAGUCUGUGUGGGUUUCUAUGAGGGGAGUGAAGAAGGAAUUUGAUGAGGCCAAACUUCGGUUUGCUGCUGCUGAGGGAGAUCAUGUAACGUUCCUGAAUAUCUACAAAGGAUUUCACCAGUCUGGAAAAUCUAGUCAGUGGUGUUACAAGAACUUUUUGAAUCACCAAGCAUUGAAAAAGGUUAUUGAGAUCAGGGCGCAGCUUGUCAGGGUAAUGAAAAGGUUUGGCAUUCCGCUGAAAUCAUGCGACAGAGAUAUGCAGGCAGUUAGGAAGGCCAUUAUUGCUGGUUCAUUUGCUAAUUCAUGUCAUCUGGAGGAAUAUGGCCAGAAUGGAAUGUAUAAAACAAUUAGGACAUCGCAAGAAGUUUACAUCCAUCCAUCUUCCGUGCUCUUUAGGGUUAAUCCAAAGUGGGUUGUCUACCAGUCUCUUGUUUCAACUGACAAGCACUAUAUGCGUAAUGUUAUCGCAAUUGAACCAUCGUGGCUUACCGAAGCUGCACCACAUUUUUAUCAAUACCGAACACCCAAUCCAGCUCCACACUAACUUUAUUGUAGUAACUUCUUACUCAACUGUGUUUACCCUCCAUUUAUUCAUUGUAACAAUGGUCUGAAGUUAAGUGCCCUGCUGCGCUGUGGGCAAGACUGAGGAAUUUCACAUUUUGUUGUGUUGGCUAUUAUACUUAAGGUUGGCUGGGGUUUCACCCUUUCUGUCAGUUCAUUAGUUCAGCUGGAAAGUAUAAAGAUCAGUGUAACCUGCUUUUAUUUUAAAUAUUAGUUGCUUUGAUGACAAUCAAUUGGGGCAAAGACAUUGAUUUGAUGUAUUUUUUAUAUGCGGAGAACUUCAUUUUCUAAGUGGCACGAUUUUGCCAAUGGAAAGGAACGAUCAUGUUUGUAUAUAAA
Molecule: messenger RNA, 2566 nt
Organism: Brachypodium distachyon (stiff brome)
Lineage: Eukaryota; Viridiplantae; Streptophyta; Magnoliopsida; Poales; Poaceae
Product: probable pre-mRNA-splicing factor ATP-dependent RNA helicase DEAH9
Exons: 23
Coding region: 108-2210 (700 amino acids)
Cellular component (GO): intracellular anatomical structure
Molecular function (GO): RNA binding; ATP hydrolysis activity
Source: RefSeq, a predicted model, not a curated record